AUGACGUGUCGGUUGGCUUCGAAGUUUGGAAUAAAUUUGCGACAGACGGUUUUGGAGUUCGCCACAACAAUAACCUGCCCUAAGACACAGCAGACACUUGUGCAUACAGCCCUUACCCCUAACUAUGUUUUGAAGAGUUUGAUUGCUUUGUGGUGUGAAAGCAACGGUAUUGAGCUACCAAAGAAGCAAGGGAACUGUAGAACAAAGAAAUGUGGUGGCAGCAGUCUUUCAGAUUGUGAUCGAACUGCUAUUGGUGCUUUAUUGGAUAAACUAACGAGUAACGAUAUAGAACAGCAAAGGGCAGCUGUUGGUAAGAAGGAUGCUGCUACUGCUCUAAUAAAGUUACUUUGUGAAGGUACUCCUACAGGUAAGAAGGAUGUUGCUACUGCUAUCUUCAACCUAUCUAUUUAUCAGGGAAAUAAAGCAAGAGCUGUAAAAGCUGGUAUAGUAGCCCCACUGAUACAAUUUCUGAAGGAUGCUGGGGGUGGAAUGGUAGAUGAAGCACUAGCUAUUAUGGCAAUCCUUGCAAGCCACCAUGAAGGCAGGGUAGCGAUCGGUCAGGCCAAGCCAAUUCAUAUUCUUGUUGAGGUUAUACGAACCGGCUCUCCAUGCAAUCGAGAGAAUGCUGCUGCUGUCUUGUGGUCACUAUGCACCGGAGAUCCACUGCAAUUAAAACUAGCGAAAGAACAUGGUGCAGAAGCAGCACUGCAGGAGUUGUCAGAAAAUGGAACUGAUAAAGCUAAGAGAAAAGCUGGAAGCAUAUUGGAACUCUUGCAGCGAAUGGAAGGGGUUGAUAAUCUGCAGAGUUCAUAG
Molecule: messenger RNA, 813 nt
Organism: Glycine soja
Lineage: Eukaryota; Viridiplantae; Streptophyta; Magnoliopsida; Fabales; Fabaceae
Product: U-box domain-containing protein 14-like
Exons: 2
Coding region: 1-813 (270 amino acids)
Biological process (GO): protein ubiquitination
Cellular component (GO): cytoplasm; nucleus
Molecular function (GO): ubiquitin-protein transferase activity
Source: RefSeq, a predicted model, not a curated record